AGAAACUUUUCAAUAGCACACAACAGUUAGUAUUAGAGAAAGUAAAUAUUUUGAAGUUCCCUGUUUGUAGUUUCGGUUGAAAUUCGAAACCUUACGUUACGAAAAUAUAUAUAUUUACUGCGAUAAGCUAACGUUUAGCAUUCGAAAUUGUAUAUUUUGGUGUAUUUUUACAAAAGCCAAAAUAGUUGCUAUUUCCAUAACUCUAACGUCAUGGCUGAUGAGGGAGCGAAUCCGGAAAAAGAAGCAGAAAAGAAAAUCGUGCACACAUAUCCGCUUGUCAAGCAUUCAGAUAUGAACGAAGAAAUGCGCACAGAAGCUAUAGAGAUGAGUAUUACAGCUUGUGAAAAAUAUUCGAGCAAUUAUGAGCAAGCGGCACGUGUUAUCAAGGAAACCAUGGAUAAGAAGUUCGGUAUUUAUUGGCAUGUGGUUGUUGGUGAAGGCUUUGGAUUUGAAGUUUCCUACGAAACCAAAAAUAUUUUAUACCUUUUCUUCGGUGGAAAUUUAGCAAUUUUGCUAUGGAAAUGUUCAUAAUAACAAGAAAGACAAAAACUGAAAUACAUGUGUGAGUGUGUGUAUGUAAAAACGUUACUAUGCAGAAAUCAGUUAAAAACGAAAUUACAUACUAUUACGUAAAGAAAAUAUUAUAAUAAUUGCAGUGCAGUCCGAAAGUUGGAAGAAUUUGACUAUUUAGGGAACAAAUAGGGAAAGUGUAUAAAAUUUAGUAAAAUACCACAGAAAACAAAUGGUUUACAUACCCGUACCUAAAUUUUAAUAAAACUUAUAAUAUUAAUAAGAACAUAUUAAUAAAAAAAAUCAAAACAAAAUAUGAUAUGAAACUUGGUGAUCACCUAAAUGCAAUACAAUAAUUGUAAAUA
Molecule: messenger RNA, 875 nt
Organism: Bactrocera tryoni
Lineage: Eukaryota; Metazoa; Arthropoda; Insecta; Diptera; Tephritidae
Product: dynein light chain 4, axonemal
Exons: 3
Coding region: 211-531 (106 amino acids)
Biological process (GO): microtubule-based process
Cellular component (GO): dynein complex
Molecular function (GO): dynein light intermediate chain binding; dynein intermediate chain binding
Source: RefSeq, a predicted model, not a curated record